Messenger RNA from Amyelois transitella, 852 nucleotides. Its product is annotated as ATP synthase subunit s, mitochondrial. The record is from RefSeq and is a predicted model, not a curated record. NCBI's taxonomy places the organism in Eukaryota, Metazoa, Arthropoda, Insecta, Lepidoptera, Pyralidae. Bases 140 to 754 code for a protein of 204 amino acids. The transcript has 4 exons.
CACUUUGACAGUUGCCAAACCCGGUGAAGUCGGCAACUGUCAAAGUGGCGACUGGCGACCUUAUCAAUUGGCUGAUUGUGGAAAUUGGAAUGUUGAUAAAAUUUUGUCCCGAAUAAACAUUGAUUGAUAAUAAUUUGAUAUGUCACUAAUUACGAAUUUACGUCACAAUAAAUCUGCAAUUACGAAAACUGGUUUUUCAUUUAAUUACCAAGUACGGCACUUUUGGGAAUAUGUGAACAUGAUGUUUAAUAAACCUGACCCAAAAAGAAUUGAAUUAUUGGGCCCGGAUCGAGCUUGUGCUGAAUGGGUGCUUAGAAAUGGUGGCCGUGUUGUCUGGGAAGAUGGGAGAAAGUUGGCUGAUUACAAUAGUUUACCACCUGAGGAGGAAACUGUACCUAAACUUUUAGAAAUUGAUGGAUCAGACUCUUCUAUAUCACACUAUGGGUUUCCACACCUAAGUGGAUGUACAAAAUUGAAGAGAAUUAUACUACACAAUGAUAACUACAUAGAUGAUAGAGCCAUGAAAGGUUUGUCAUAUGGAAAAAGCACGCUCACUCAUGUCCAAGUAUCUAAGUGUGGAAGUGUCACUGAUGCUGGGGUCAAAGAGAUAAAGAUACUGGAUAAGCUGGAGACAUUAAUACUUUUUGAUUUAGAAAAUGUAUCAAAUCUUAAUGAAUGUAAACAAUUCCUUCAAACACAACUGCCAAAUUGUAAAAUACAAGAUGAUGCUGAACAAAUUAAAUAUGAAAGAUAAACAAAAGAUAAUAUUUUUAUUGUACAGAAAUAAUUACUUUAGAAUAAUCCUGUAUUGAGAAAUGUUUUAUGUAUCUAAAUAAAUGAGUGUGCAUCAUU